AUGUUCUUUCUAGUUGGUGCAAUAGGCACACUUCUGUCAACAUUCAUGGCGGCGGAUACUUUGUCACAGACAUUUGGAUUUCAUCAUGCCAAUAUGGGGAAAUUCAUGCUAUUCGUGUGGAUUUCUGCGGUUUUUAUGGCUCCCUGGAUGAGUAGUAUAGAGAUGCUGGGAUGUCUUCACUGUGUGGCUUUUGUCAGUGCCGCUGCACGAUUUGGAGAAGCAGGUCUUUCAUACGACUUUGUGAGGAUCCCACUUUUAACAUUUGUUCCAACUUUUGGAAUACUGAACAUUUUGUUGAACUACGCAUGGCCCACCGCUUGUGAGUGA
This is a messenger RNA of Trypanosoma cruzi, 327 nucleotides long. RefSeq lists its product as uncharacterized. The transcript has a single exon. Lineage: Eukaryota; Euglenozoa; Kinetoplastea; Trypanosomatida; Trypanosomatidae. The coding region runs from base 1 to 327 and encodes 108 amino acids. The record is from RefSeq and is a predicted model, not a curated record.